Messenger RNA from Neofelis nebulosa (Clouded leopard), 1732 nucleotides. It is a transcript of the gene CHLSN, whose product is annotated as chromosome 18 C7orf50 homolog. Lineage: Eukaryota; Metazoa; Chordata; Mammalia; Carnivora; Felidae. The transcript has 7 exons. The record is from RefSeq and is a predicted model, not a curated record. Bases 36 to 1253 code for a protein of 405 amino acids.
UUGGCCGGCGGGCAGAUGGGGGCGGGCCUCGGCCAAUGGGCGACGCCGCUCCGGGAGGCGGGACCGUGUUACCUUGGCGGCGCGCCUGCCGGAAGCCCGCGUCGGCGGCCACGCGCAGGAUGGCAAAACGGAAGAGAAAAAUUACCGAAAUGACAGAGAAAAAGAACAAAAAACUGAAGAAGGCGUCAGCGAAGGAGAUGCCACCCGCGGCCACACCGGGCACCGGGGAAGCGCACGCCGAGGGAGGAGCCGCCUGGGGCGCCGGACAGGACACGGCCCUCGAGCUGCCCGAGCUGACCCCAGAGGAGAAGAGGGUCCUGGAGAGGAAGCUGAAAAAGGAGCGGAGGAAAGAGGAGAGGAAGCAGCUUCGGAAGGCUGCAGUCCCGAGCGUGCCGGCCAAGCCCUCCGGGGCCCAGCUGGCCCUGGACUACCUCCGUGGCCUCGGAGCGGGAUUGCCAGGGACCCCGUUUUUGCAGGAGCUGCAGACCUGCCCACGGCGGCUGCGCCACGUUAACAGCCCCACCGGCAAGGGCCCCGACUUGCGCCCGUCCGCGCCCGCCCUCGCUGAUGACAGCCACGCGGCUGGGGAUCAGCCAGGCCUGGCGGCUCUUGGGCUCUUCCUCCGGGCCUCCUCUAAUGACCACGGCCCGAUUUCUGCCGCACACUCGUUCCGGGCACAGGCCGAGUGCCACAUCUGCGGGUGCGGGAGUCCGGGUCGUGGUGCCCUGAAGGCACACCGCUUUGUAGGGGCGCCGCGGCUGACGCGGGAGCGGCUGGUUUCAGGAGCCUCCUGGUGCCCGUGCCGCCUGGCGCGGGUGUGGAGGCAGGCACUCGGGGGUGAGGCGUCCUCUCAGCGCCAGGCCCCUGAGCCCCCUCCGCGGCUCCUCGUCUGCCGCCCUCCAGCUGGGGAGGGGCCUCCACCCACCUGGUGCACAGACCCGUCUGUCAGCUCCCGCCGGCGCCUGACGUGUCCUGUCCUUGCUUCCCAGCUGGGCCAGAAGCACGAGAACUGGAAGUUCCAGAAGACGAGGCAGACCUGGCUGCUACUGCACAUGUAUGACAACGACCAGGUUCCCGACGAGCUCUUCUCCACCCUGCUGGCCUACCUGGAGGGGCUGAGGGGCCGGGCCCGAGAGCUGACGGUGCAGAAGGCCGAGGCCCUGAUGCAGAAGUCAGACGAGGCCACGGGCGCGGACACCCUCCCGCUGGGGACGAUCCAGCGCGUCCGGCAGGUGCUACAGCUGCUGUCCUAGGGCUGCCGGCAGGCCGGGUCACUGCCACAGCCCCAGGCGGUCCCGGGCCUCUCGGUGAGGGUGACCGCGUCCUCCCGGCAGUGGGGCCCCAGCGAGGGGCAAGCGGGGUCAGCAGCAGGGCAGCGGCCAGUGGGCCCGGGGACUUCCGGGGGCCGGGCCCCUGGCCCUCGGGAGGACUAACUCCACGAUGACAGGUUUUCAUGCCUUCACAACCGAACGGGAGCACUUGGGGUGUAACCUAGAGACACUGGCCUGGUCUCUCCAUGGCCUCAGAGCCCACAAGGAAGCCGAGGGAAAGGCCUGUUUUCUACUGGAAUGACUCAGAAAUCCACCAGAGCCAGCCCUUCCCUCCAGCAGUGGUCCGUCCCUGUUGGGGGCUGAGGGCGGUCCCUCCGGUGGCGCCCAGGGCUGCCUGGUCACCUGCCUGCGUUCACCGACCUUUUCCACUCCUGUUUGCAGUAAAACCAUCCUGUGUCGGC